This is a messenger RNA of Cyprinodon variegatus (sheepshead minnow), 2364 nucleotides long. Its product is annotated as protein-glutamine gamma-glutamyltransferase 5-like. The record is from RefSeq and is a predicted model, not a curated record. Bases 31 to 2229 code for a protein of 732 amino acids. Gene Ontology annotation, molecular function: protein-glutamine gamma-glutamyltransferase activity. The transcript is spliced from 18 exons. Lineage: Eukaryota; Metazoa; Chordata; Actinopteri; Cyprinodontiformes; Cyprinodontidae. Gene Ontology annotation, biological process: peptide cross-linking.
UCCUCUGCUCACCUGUGACUCCUGCAGAUCAUGGACUACCAGCAACAAGUGAAACGCAACACCAGGGGUAAAGGCAACCUUCGUCUGAGGCUGGUGAACUUUGAACAUAAAGAAAACCACAUUUCACAUGAGACCCAGGGGCUAAGUGAAAACCACCUGGUGGUACGACGUGGAAAACCCUUUAAACUGACUCUGAUGUUUGGCGGGGGGACCUGGAACCCUCGCACUGCAAGGCUGCUACUGCUGGUUCGAUUAGGGAAUCUGGCACAGGAGAUCCCAGUUUUUUUCUCAGAGGAAUGUUCAGACCUCCAGAGAUGGUCGGCCGCAGUUCAUCCAGGAGAAAGCCGCUCUCAGUCCGUCACCGUCAACAUCUGCUCGCCAGUUCUGUCCUCGGUGGGUGUCUAUCAGCUCGUGGUCCAAAUAGAGACAAUGCAGAACAAACAGACAUACGCAGUGGGAACCUUUAUCCUGCUCUGUAACCCUUGGCAUCAAGAUGAUCCGGUAUACAUGCCAGUGAAAGAGCAGAUAGAGGAGUAUGUCAAGAGCGAUUAUGGGUGGGUGUAUUUUGGCUCCUCAGCAAAUGUUCAGAGUCGGCCCUGGUUAUUUGGUCAGUAUGAGUCUGGAGUCCUGGAGGCAUGUCUGACACUACUGCAAGUCAGCCCACAGCACCAACGUGACAGCAACAAGGACUACAUCUUACGAACAGACCCUGUUUACCUCUCGUUGGUCAUCUGUGCCAUGAUCAACUCCAAAGAUGAUCAGGGAAUUCUGCUUGGAAAGUGGGACAAUGACUACAGUGAUGGUGUCAAGCCAACUGAUUGGACCGGCAGUGCUGAUAUCCUCCAGCAAUGGCUUUCAUCCAAAUUCAAACCUGUGCGCUACGGGCAGUGCUGGGUCUUUGCAUCAGUCCUCUGCACAGUUAUGAGAGUUCUUGGGAUUCCCUCCAGGGUGGUGACAGUUUUCGAUGCAGCCCAUGACACUAAUGCCAACACCACCAUUGAGGAAUACUACACAACCACUGGGGAGAAACUUGGCUGGUCUAGGGACAGCAUUUGGAACUUCCAUGUCUGGGUGGAGUGCUGGAUGAGGAGAUCAGACCUCAGUCCAGGGUUCGAUGGUUGGCAGGUGGUGGAUCCAACACCCCAAGAGCUGAGUAGAGGGGUUUACCGCUGCGGCCCCUGCCCGGUUGCUGCCAUCCGGGAACGCUGCCUCCUAGUGCCAUAUGACACUCCCUUCCUCUACGCCUCUGUCGAUGGGGACGUGCAUCGUGUGAUUGUGGAUAAUGGACAUGUGGUUGGAGAAACAUUGGACUCUAAGGCCGUGGGACGGCUUAUAUGCACGAAAAGCGUAGGAUCGAGCUGUCUAAGCAAUCUGACACAUUCUUAUAAGGGCUUGAAAAAAGUGUAUAGGCAUGAUCUACGAGACAAAAUGGAAUGCAGGACUUCCUCCCAGUUUUCUUCAGAUGUUCAUGUUGUAUCGUCGUCGCCCCAAAUCACUGAAUGUGGCCUUACUGCAGAACCCAGGUUGACUUGCUCUGCCUUUGCUGCAGACGAUCAUAGAGGAACGUCCCCCGAUCUGGAAGUGUCCCUAACCAUAGAGGGGUCCCCUGUGUUUGGAAAGAACAUCUCCUUCUGUGUGAAAGUCACAAACAGGUCAAGCCAGAUGAGAACCCUGAGGGAAAAUUUCAGCACUCAGCUAAAAGAGUACAACAGAAACCCACAGCAUAGCUUCUGGACAGCCCACAAAGAAAUUUCCAUACAACCUUAUAAAGAUCUGACACUCUACCACACCCUCCACUACUCUGACUACGAGUCCACCUUGGCAGCUGAUAGUGUUGUGAAUGCAGCGGUGGUGUUGCAGGACCCAAGGACCAAUGAAAGCAUCCUGUCUGCACAGGAAUUCAGCAUGAGCUGCGUGCCGAUAGAAAUGGAGAUUGCAGGUGGAGACUGUGUGGAAAUGAAUAAAGAGCAGACAGCGCAUGUGACCUUCACCAACCAGCUUGAUAAAGUGCUGAGUGGAGCUGUGCUGAGUGUGGAGGGAUCCGGUUUGUUGCAGCAAAAACAGGAGACCAGGGCGUGUCUCCUUCAGCCAGGCGAGAAGAUAGAAAAUAAAGUGUCCAUCAAGGCCACUUCUCAUGGCACUAAACUGCUGGUGGCUACUCUGUCACACAGCAACAACUCCAUCACUGUUUCCAGGAGCUACCUCAGAAUUUCUGUAAAGGCUGCAUGAUGCUGAAUCAUGACAGUAAACAAAGAACCAUUUUAAUCAUGUGAUUUCUGUUUUCCUAUGGUAAACAUACGAUGAAAUGCAGUUGUAUUAAUUGUUUACAUUUAUAUUUAAAACUAGUAUUUCUGUUGCUCUUUU